AUGCAAUACAUUUUGCCACCCGACUCUGUGACUAUGGUCGCUGGAGCCUUCGGAGGAAUUGGUGCUCUAUCCACAUUAGCUUUCGUUAUUCUUGCUGUUCUUCAAUCUAAAAGUGCCGUCUGCAAGCCACCAGGGAAAGAAGAUGUGGACAAACUGAGCUCGAUUGAAGGAUUGCGACAAAUUAAAGAUGAUACAGGAGAUCCACCAUCAAAAGGAAAGUCAUCAGUAAAAGAGAAACUGCAGAAGAAAAAGCCAAAGAAAGAAGUUUAA
Molecule: messenger RNA, 270 nt
Organism: Caenorhabditis remanei
Lineage: Eukaryota; Metazoa; Nematoda; Chromadorea; Rhabditida; Rhabditidae
Exons: 2
Coding region: 1-270 (89 amino acids)
Source: RefSeq, a predicted model, not a curated record